AUGGCCAAAAUGCUUGGAGCCUAUAAGAACACGAAUCAGAGAGAAGACCCCACAAAAGAAUUAUUGUUCCAAGGACGCAGGUAUGCCGCCCUCUGCCCGCUACCCUCUGCCCUCUGCUUUGUUGACAGGGAGAAGGCACUCGUUCCAACAACAUUUGGGCGGUACUCCUCGUAUGAGGAGUUUGUCACAGGCCGAUUAUUUGGGCCUGGACGGAACAAAAAGCUAGAGAGUAUGAUAAAGAAUUAUAAAGAGUGUGAUGAGUACAUGAGGAGAUUGAGUUGGAAUAUGGAGUAG
Molecule: messenger RNA, 294 nt
Organism: Dovyalis caffra
Lineage: Eukaryota; Viridiplantae; Streptophyta; Magnoliopsida; Malpighiales; Salicaceae
Source: the annotation of a GenBank genome assembly